This is a messenger RNA of Mytilinidion resinicola, 1243 nucleotides long. RefSeq names its product NAD(P)-binding protein. The coding region runs from base 61 to 1170 and encodes 369 amino acids. Lineage: Eukaryota; Fungi; Ascomycota; Dothideomycetes; Mytilinidiales; Mytilinidiaceae. The transcript has 2 exons. The record is from RefSeq and is a predicted model, not a curated record. Gene Ontology annotation, molecular function: nucleotide binding.
ACCUGCCAUCAGAACGUACCCAGCUCAAACCUUACCCCAGAAAUCAUCGCUCCGACCACCAUGUCCAACUCCAAUCCCAUCCACAUUGGCAUCAUUGGCCUUUCUAAUGGAAUAUAUAUGGGCGGCUCAUGGGCCGGCGCCGCCCACCACCCUUACCUCACCACCUCGCCCUACUACAAAAUCACGGCCCUUCAGAACAGCUCCAUCGAGUCCGCCAAAGCCGCGGCGUCCACCUUCGGCCUCAACGACGUCGCAUGUUAUGGCGACCCCGAGUCUAUCGCUAAAGAUCCAGACGUCGAUUUAGUCGCCGUUUCCGUCAAAGUCCCAGAGCACUACAAGCUCAUUGAGCCGGCCCUCUGCGCUGGGAAGGACGUAUUCAGCGAAUGGCCGCUAGCCGCCAAUCUCGCCGACGCGGAGGCGUUGACGAAACUCGCGGCGGAGAUGAAGGUGAAGACGAUGGUCGGGCUGCAAGGGCGGCAGUCGCCAGCGGUGCGCAAGGCGAAGGAAAUGAUUGCGGCAGGGGAGCUGGGCGAUAUCCUCGGGAGUUCCAUGUCGGGAACGUGGAUGGUGCAAGGCGACAUGAUUCCGGAUUUCUUUGAGUACGGAUUGGAUAUCAACGCCGGGGUGAAUAUGUUGACUGUUUUGGUUGGCCAUGCAAUCGAUUCGUUUUGCUAUGUCUUAGGCGAGUUCGAGGCGGUGCAAGCCGCGCUCAUCAACAAUCGGCCGCAGAUGAGGUUGGUCGACGGGGAGGGAAAGGUGAUCAAGACGGUUGAGAAGACGAUCCAUGAUCGGAUAUCCGUGGUGGGGAAAUUGAAGAACGGGGGCGUGGGUACAGUGGUGUAUCAGACCGAGAAGUCGAAUACUGGUAAGCCGUUCUACUGGGAAAUUAAUGGCACAAAGGGAAGUUUGGUGUUGGAGUGCCAGGAUGGAAGCAUUCAGAUGAUACCGCCUACUCUGAAGUUUGCGUCUCGAGAGCCGGACGCGGAGUUGAAAAAUGUCGAGCUCGAGGACGGGAGCGCAAUCUCCUACAACGUGGGUAGGCAGUACGAUGCGUUUGCUGGCAAGGAGAAUGGCUCUUUCGCGACGUUCGAGGAUGCUCUGAUCAGACAUCGCAUGAUCGAUGCCAUUUAUAAAAGCGACAAGAACGGCACGAGAGAGUCCUACGUUUGAUCAGAGAUCUCGACAAGAUGUCUAGCAUACAUGUAGCUACUUAUUUCGUCAGAUACGUGUAGCUUUCAAUAUG